UAUUUGACAUGACAUUAAAUUUAUUUGGGGUGAAGAAACAAAAAAUAGAGAUGCAAGAAGAAAACCCGUAAUUGAUUGAGUGAGACCACGAUCCUGUCCCUUUCUUCAUAGAAUAAUAUAAUAUCCAUGUGGGUUUGACUCAUCAUCUUCAACCCAACAACGCGGCCAACCUCUGGUCAAACCACUCAUGGAGUUCUGCUUCUUCAUCAUACUCUCUCUCUGUUUCUGCGUCCUAAUAAGACGCUUCUUCUUCUCCCGUCGCAUCAAACCCACCAUCCCUCCUGGCCCUUCACACAUACCAAUCAUCUCAACCAUCCUAUGGCUCACAAAAUCCUUUCAAAUCGAACCAAUUCUCCGAACCCUCCACGCCAAAUACGGUCCCAUUCUCACCCUCCACAUUGCUGCUACUCCCGUCGUCUUCGUACGCGACCGCUUUCUCGCCCACCAAGCCCUCGUCCAAAAUGGUUCUCUUUUCUCCGAUCGCCCCAAGGCUCUCGCCGUCGCCCAAAUCCUAUCCACCCACCAACACAACAUUAGCUCCGCCUCCUAUGGCUCCACCUGGCGCACCCUCCGCCGCAACCUCACCUCCCAGAUGCUCCACCACUCCCGCGUCAAGUCCUUCUCCGAGAUCCGCACCUGGGUCCUCCACACCCUCCUCACGCACCUCAAAUCCCAAUCCCAAUCCAACAAUUCUGUCAGAGUCAUCGACCACUUCCAAUACUCCAUGUUCUGCUUGCUCGUCUUCAUGUGCUUCGGGCAACGACUCGACGAUGGCAAAGUCAGAGACAUCGAGCGCGUGCAGCGCCAGAUGCUUCUGCGCUUUAGAAGCUUCAACGUCCUCAAUUUCUGGCCCAGAGUCACGCGCGUUUUGUUCCGCAAACACUGGGAAGACUUGCUGAGGCUUCGGAAGGAGCAAGAGGAUGUUCUGGUUCCGCUUAUAAGAACCAGGAAGCAAAAGCAAAAGCAAGGCAAGGAGGAAGGUGUUGUUUCGUAUGUUGAUACUUUGUUGGAUUUGCAGUUGCCUGAGGAGAAACGCAAGCUCAACGAAGAGGAACUUGUGACGCUGUGUAAUGAGUUUUUAAACGCGGGCACGGAUACGACUUCCACUGCGUUGCAGUGGAUCAUGGCAAAUUUGGUGAAGUACCCGCAUGUGCAGGAGAGGGUGGUGGAUGAGAUAAGGGAGGUAUUGGGUGAGAGAGAAGAGAGGGAAGUGAAAGAGGAGGAGUUGCAGAAACUGCCUUAUCUGAAAGCUGUGGUUUUGGAGGGUUUGAGGCGUCACCCACCGGGGCACUUUGUGCUGCCGCAUUCAGCGACUGAGGACGUGGUUUUGAAUGAUUACUUGGUACCUAAGAAUACGACAGUGAACUUCAUGGUGGCAGAGAUGGGGUGGGAUCCAAAGGUAUGGGAGGAUCCAAUGGAGUUUAAGCCAGAGAGGUUUAUGAAUGAUGAGGGGUUUGAUAUUACUGGGAGCAAAGAGAUCAAGAUGAUGCCAUUUGGUGCAGGGAGGAGGAUUUGCCCUGGCUAUAAUCUGGCAUUGCUUCAUUUGGAAUACUUUGUGGCCAAUUUGGUUUCGAAUUUUGAGUGGAAGGUACCAGAGGGUGGGGAUGUAGAUUUGUCAGAGAAACAAGAGUUUACUGUGGUAAUGAAAAAUGCAUUGCAAGUUCAUCUUUCUCCAAGAAUCUAGACUCUGCAAUGUUCACAUCUCACUAUAUUGUAUAAAUAAGUUGGAAAAUAAUUUGAUGAUGUAUAAUUGAUAAGAUUUGUGGUUUUAAUG
Messenger RNA from Vigna radiata var. radiata (mung bean), 1774 nucleotides. Its product is annotated as cytochrome P450 89A2-like. The transcript has a single exon. Gene Ontology annotation, molecular function: heme binding; oxidoreductase activity, acting on paired donors, with incorporation or reduction of molecular oxygen, NAD(P)H as one donor, and incorporation of one atom of oxygen; iron ion binding. Lineage: Eukaryota; Viridiplantae; Streptophyta; Magnoliopsida; Fabales; Fabaceae. Bases 188 to 1684 code for a protein of 498 amino acids. Gene Ontology annotation, cellular component: membrane. The record is from RefSeq and is a predicted model, not a curated record.